AUGGGUAAAAAGAUAAAGAAGGAAACAGAACCUCCUCCUAAGGAUGUGUUUGAUCCAUUAACAAUUGAAAGCAAAAAAGCAGCAACUGUGGUGUUAAUGCUUAAUUCUCCAGAAGAAGAAAUUCUAGUUAAAGCAUGUGAAGCCAUUUAUAGAUUUGCUUUAAAAGGUGAGGAAAAUAAAGCAACUCUCCUCGAACUUGGAGCUGUGGAACCUUUAACUAAACUGCUCACUCAUGAAGACAAAAUUGUAAGAAGAAAUGCUACUAUGAUAUUUGGGAUCUUGGCUUCAAAUAAUGAUGUUAAAAAAUUGUUAAGGGAGUUAGAUGUCAUGAAUUCUCUUAUUGCUCAACUUGCUCCAGAAGAAGAAGUAGUUAUCCAUGAGUUUGCUAGUCUUUGUUUGGCAAACAUGUCUGCAGAGUAUACCAGUAAAGUGCAAAUAUUUGAACACGGUGGAUUAGAGCCACUCAUCAGACUACUGAGUAGCCCAGACCCUGAUGUAAAGAAGAAUUCUAUUGAAUGCAUUUACAACUUGGUACAGGAUUUCCAGUGUCGAACUACACUUCAAGAGCUAAAUCCAAUUCCUCCUAUAUUAGAGCUCCUGAAGUCAGAAUAUCCAAUUAUUCAGUUGUUGGCUCUCAAAACCUUAGGUGUUAUUACAAAUGAUAAGGAGUCUAGAGCAAUGCUAAGAGACAAUCAAGGAUUGGACCCCCUUAUUAAGAUCCUAGAAGCAAAGGACUUGAAUGACCUUCAUAUAGAAGCACUGUCAGUGAUAGCCAAUUGCCUUGAAGAUAUGGAUACUAUGGUGCUAAUUCAGCAGACAGGGGGUCUUAAAAAGCUCCUAAUGUUUGCAGAAAACUCUACAAUCCCUGAUAUCCAGAAGAAUGCAGCAAAAGCCAUCACCAAAGCAGCUUAUGAUCCUGAAAGUAGAAAACUUUUUCACGAACAAGAGGUUGAAAAAUCCCUUGUCACCCUUUUGGGUUCUGAAAAUGAUGGAACUAAAAUUGCUGCCUCCCAAGCUAUUUCAGCAAUGUGUGAGAAUUCAGGCAGCAAAGAUUUUUUCAAUAAUCAGGGGAUUCCACAGUUAAUUCAGUUGCUAAAAAGUGACAAUGAUGAGGUAAGGGAAGCAGCAGCUCUAGCCUUGGCUAAUCUGACAACUUGCAAUCCUGCUAAUGCAAAUGCAGCUGCUGAAGCUGAUGGUAUUGAUCCAUUAAUAAACACCCUGUCUUGUAAACGAGACGGAGCCAUUGCAAACGCAGCUACAGUACUGACAAACAUGGCAAUGCAGGAGACGCUGCGUGUGAACAUACAGAGUCACAACAUCAUGAAUGCAAUCAUCAGCCCACUGCGUUCAGCCAACACCGUUGUGCAGAGCAAAGCUGCUCUCACAGUUGCUGCAAUUGUGUGCGAUGUUGAGGCCCGGACAGAGUUAAAAAAUGCAGGUGGACUGGAGCCCCUUGUUGCACUCUUGCGCUCCAAGAACGAGGAAGUCAGGAGGCAUGCCAGCUGGGCUGUGAUGGUCUGUGCCAGUGAUGAGCUGAUGGCCACUGAGUUGUGCAGGCUCGGGGCUUUAGAUAUCCUUGAAGAAAUUAAUCUCUCAGUAAGUCGAAAAAAUAAAUUCAGUGAGGCAGCUUAUAACAAAUUGCUCAACAACAAUCUUUCCCUGAAAUACAGCCAGACUGGCUAUCUGUCAUCAUAUAACAUAAUUAGUGAUGGAUUCUAUGAUUAUGGCCGGGUAUUGCAGGAACCAGGUUACCCACUUCCAUCUAUGGAAGAUAAAUCAUCAGACACUGGUUAUGGACGAAGCAUUUCUUCCUCAUCUUCCUUAAGAAGAUCAAGUAAAGAAAAGACCAGUGCUGGAGUUGGAUCUCCCACAGAAGAGAAAUCAGAACCUACUUCUGGACGAAAUACUGUUCUUAGCAAAAGUGGCACAAAAGAAAAAGGAUCAAGAAAAGGGAGAGGUAAAAAAGAAGAAGAAAAAGUAAAAGAGGAGGAAGAAGUUUUGUCAACACCAAAAAUGACUGGAGAAGGAACCCCUGAUAAAGAAUGGUGCCCUCCUUCUGACCCUGACUUGUGUCUUUAUGUCUAUGAAGUGACUAAAACAAUCCUGCCCAUAGCCAAUAUGAAGGAACAGAUUGAGGCUCUUGCAAAGUAUGUGGCAGAAAAAAUGGGUGGUCCUAUUCAGAAAGAGAAACUACAUGAAUUCAGCUGGGAACUUCACAUAAGUGAAUUAAAAUUUCAGCUUAAAUCCAAUGUGAUUCCAAUUGGACAGAUCAAAAAAGGGAUCUUCUACCAUCGAGCUUUGCUUUUCAAGGCUCUGGCCGAUAAAAUUGGCAUUGGCUGCUCUCUCAUCCGUGGGGAGUAUGGCAGAGCCUGGAAUGAAGUGAAGCUGAUGGACAAAUCUCGUAAGGGAGUGAUUGGGUGCUUACCUCCUCCUGAAACAUACAUUGUCGACCUCAUGUUCCAUCCAGGCGAGCUGAUGAAGUUAAGAAGUAGAGAGGCUGAUCUUUACAGACUUCUUUGA
Orycteropus afer afer is the source of this 2520-nucleotide messenger RNA. RefSeq names its product armadillo repeat containing 3 (gene ARMC3). NCBI's taxonomy places the organism in Eukaryota, Metazoa, Chordata, Mammalia, Tubulidentata, Orycteropodidae. The transcript is spliced from 18 exons. Gene Ontology annotation, molecular function: protein binding. The coding region runs from base 1 to 2520 and encodes 839 amino acids. The record is from RefSeq and is a predicted model, not a curated record.